This is a messenger RNA of Heterobilharzia americana, 2607 nucleotides long. The record is from the annotation of a GenBank genome assembly. NCBI's taxonomy places the organism in Eukaryota, Metazoa, Platyhelminthes, Trematoda, Strigeidida, Schistosomatidae.
AUGAGAGCGAAUCGCAGAAAAAACUGGCUUUUUAUUGCAUCAGCUUCAAGUAGUCCGUCAACAACUCUACACAUUACCUCAUACUAUUCGUCGUUCAAUAGCCAGAUGAGGAGGAUGAAAGCACUGUUGUUGUUCAGUAUUGUGGCUGCUUUGGCUGUUGGACAGCAGAUAGAUAUUGAGUUGGAAGAAAUCUGGAAACAAUGGAAAUCGAAAUAUAACAAAGCAUAUACUUCAGAUGAUGAGGUGAAAAGACGAGCUGUUUUCCUGAAACGCGUUGCCAGAAUUCGGGAGCACAACUUGAGGCACGAUCUGGGUUUGGAAGGAUAUACAAUGGGUCUAAAUGGAUUUAGUGACAUGGAAUGGGAAGAAAUAGAGGCAGUCAUGUUUCCAAAGACCUUUGGCAACAAUCCGUCAUGGAAUGAUAAAGAGGAAUUAGAACUGUCCGACAAGCCAUUGCCGGCAAAAUGGGACUGGCGGGAUCAUGGUGUGGUCACUCCAGUGAAAAAUCAAGGAAGUUGUGGAUCCUGCUGGGCGUUCUCAGCCUGUGGAGCGAUCGAGGGUCAGCUGAAGAAGAAGCACAAGAAGCUGACAAGCCUCUCGGAGCAACAACUCGUUGACUGUAGCUAUGAUUAUGGAAAUCAGGGCUGUGAUGGUGGCUUGAUGGACCAAGCAUUCACAUAUGUAGAGAAAUAUGGUAUUGAAACAGAAAACGACUACAGAUAUAAAGCAAAAGAUACCAAGUGUCAUUAUCGCGAAUCAAAGAUAGUUGUUAAGGUGAAGAAAUUCGUUGACCUACCGUCUGGAGAUGAGAAGAAAUUGCAACAAGCCCUUCGACAACAUGGGCCAAUUUCAGUUGCCAUCGAUGCAUUGGACGACCUAUUCAUGUACGAUAUUGUGGCUGCUUUGGCUGUUGGACAGCAGAUAGAUAUUGAGUUGGAAGAAAUCUGGAAACAAUGGAAAUCGAAAUAUAACAAAGCAUAUACUUCAGAUGAUGAGGUGAAAAGACGAGCUGUUUUCCUGAAACGCGUUGCCAGAAUUCGGGAGCACAACUUGAGGCACGAUCUGGGUUUGGAAGGAUAUACAAUGGGUCUAAAUGGAUUUAGUGACAUGGAAUGGGAAGAAAUAGAGGCAGUCAUGUUUCCAAAGACCUUUGGCAACAAUCCGUCAUGGAAUGAUAAAGAGGAAUUAGAACUGUCCGACAAGCCAUUGCCGGCAAAAUGGGACUGGCGGGAUCAUGGUGUGGUCACUCCAGUGAAAAAUCAAGGAAGUUGUGGAUCCUGCUGGGCGUUCUCAGCCUGUGGAGCGAUCGAGGGUCAGCUGAAGAAGAAGCACAAGAAGCUGACAAGCCUCUCGGAGCAACAACUCGUUGACUGUAGCUAUGAUUAUGGAAAUCAGGGCUGUGAUGGUGGCUUGAUGGACCAAGCAUUCACAUAUGUAGAGAAAUAUGGUAUUGAAACAGAAAACGACUACAGAUAUAAAGCAAAAGAUACCAAGUGUCAUUAUCGCGAAUCAAAGAUAGUUGUUAAGGUGAAGAAAUUCGUUGACCUACCGUCUGGAGAUGAGAAGAAAUUGCAACAAGCCCUUCGACAACAUGGGCCAAUUUCAGUUGCCAUCGAUGCAUUGGACGACCUAUUCAUGUACGAUAUUGUGGCUGCUUUGGCUGUUGGACAGCAGAUAGAUAUUGAGUUGGAAGAAAUCUGGAAACAAUGGAAAUCGAAAUAUAACAAAGCAUAUACUUCAGAUGAUGAGGUGAAAAGACGAGCUGUUUUCCUGAAACGCGUUGCCAGAAUUCGGGAGCACAACUUGAGGCACGAUCUGGGUUUGGAAGGAUAUACAAUGGGUCUAAAUGGAUUUAGUGACAUGGAAUGGGAAGAAAUAGAGGCAGUCAUGUUUCCAAAGACCUUUGGCAACAAUCCGUCAUGGAAUGAUAAAGAGGAAUUAGAACUGUCCGACAAGCCAUUGCCGGCAAAAUGGGACUGGCGGGAUCAUGGUGUGGUCACUCCAGUGAAAAAUCAAGGAAGUUGUGGAUCCUGCUGGGCGUUCUCAGCCUGUGGAGCGAUCGAGGGUCAGCUGAAGAAGAAGCACAAGAAGCUGACAAGCCUCUCGGAGCAACAACUCGUUGACUGUAGCUAUGAUUAUGGAAAUCAGGGCUGUGAUGGUGGCUUGAUGGACCAAGCAUUCACAUAUGUAGAGAAAUAUGGUAUUGAAACAGAAAACGACUACAGAUAUAAAGCAAAAGAUACCAAGUGUCAUUAUCGCGAAUCAAAGAUAGUUGUUAAGGUGAAGAAAUUCGUUGACCUACCGUCUGGAGAUGAGAAGAAAUUGCAACAAGCCCUUCGACAACAUGGGCCAAUUUCAGUUGCCAUCGAUGCAUUGGACGACCUAUUCAUGUACGAGAGUGGGAUUUACGAGUCAUUGGAAUGCUCAGCAACGGAGCCUAACCAUGGUGUAUUACUAGUUGGCUACGGCACCGAAAAUGGUAAGGAUUACUGGCUUAUCAAGAACAGUUGGGGUAGUUCAUGGGGAUCGGAAGGUUAUUUCAAACUGAGAAGAAACAAGAGGAAUAUGUGCGGUGUUGCAACAAAUGCCAGUUACCCAGUUUUGUAA